Molecule: messenger RNA, 2739 nt
Organism: Temnothorax curvispinosus
Lineage: Eukaryota; Metazoa; Arthropoda; Insecta; Hymenoptera; Formicidae
Exons: 5
Coding region: 1-2739 (912 amino acids)
Biological process (GO): DNA replication
Molecular function (GO): DNA-directed DNA polymerase activity; DNA binding; nucleotide binding
Source: RefSeq, a predicted model, not a curated record
AUGAAAAUACCGCUAGGUAUAAGACUUAAAAAGGCGGUGGUCAACGUGCUAUCGGAGAACGACGCGUGUUUCGCGCGCGCGGUGGUCGCCGCUCUGUACCCCGCCAAGCGCAACGCGGAACGAUGCGGCUCGCAUCCCGAUUACGCGACGGUGCUGAAUCUCGACGGGAUCGAUUUUUCCAUAGAUCUAAAAAAGAUCGGAAAAUUCGAACGUCAGAACGACGUAUCGAUCAACGUGUUUAUAACUCGGGAAGGAAUUGAAAAAAAAGCUAAGUUCGGCCGGGGCGCCGACGACAACGCGAUCGUGCCUCUACGGUUAACCGACGAUAAGAGGGACAGGCACGUAAAUCUGCUGUAUCUGCGCGAUACGCUGCGCGGCGUCAACAGGGGCCAUUUCGCCUGGAUAAAGAAUCUGUCGCGAUUGGUGAAUUCGCAAUUGACCGCGAAACGGUGCGCGAAGCACGUUUGCGAUCGAUGUCUACACUAUUUUUAUACGCGCGAUAAGUUGGCCGCCCACAGCGUCGACUGCGGCCAAAUGAACGACUGCGCCGUCGUUCUCCCGAACGAGAGCGAUAAGUGGCUGUCGUUCGACAAUCACGACAGAAAGGAGCGACUUCCCUUCGUAGUGUACGCGGAUCUGGAGUGUCUUCUCGAACAACGGGAGAGGGAAAACGUCGAGGGGGGGCCCGAGAACGGAAAGAUACGCUUAUCAACGUCACCGAUGGUGGAGCUUACGGAGGACGAGAAAAGCGAAUUUCGGCUCGCGACUCAUUGUCACGUGUGCGGGAAAUCGUUCCAACCGGAGGACAAGCGCAUGCGGGAUCACUGUCACCUAACCGGACGCUACAGAGGUCCGGCGCAUUCUCGUUGCAAUCUGAAUUACAGAAACGUUUACGUGAUUCCCGUGUUCUUUCACAAUCUGUCGGGUUACGACGCGCACUUCGUCGUCGAGAAAAUCGCGAACGAUUUCGAGGGCGGGGUCGAUCUGCUGCCGCUCACGAAGGAAACGGCGAGUAUCGAAACCCUGGCGUCCUAUCUGAACAAGGACAAGCUAAGAAUAACGCGUUCGGAGUACGCGGAUUUGAGCGCGGAGGAUCUCGAUCUGCUCACUCGCAAGGGAGUAUUUCCGUACGAGUACGUUGACAGCGCGGACAAACUGCGGGAGACCGAGCUUCCGCCGCACGAGGCCUUUUACAACUCCCUGACCGACGAGACCGCGAGCGAGAGCGACUACGAGCACGCGACGAAGGUUUGGCGACGUUUUUGCGUGCGAGAUCUCGGCGAGUACAGCGAUCUGUAUCUCAAGACCGACGACGUGCUUCUUCUGGCGGAUAUAUUUGAAAAUUUUCGGGACGCGUGUUCGGCGAGUUAUGGGCUUAAUCCCGCGCAUUACUACACGUUGCCGGGGUACACGUGGGACGCCAUGCUGAGGUACACCGGCGUGCGUUUCGAGCUGCUCACCGACAUCGACAUGGUGCUGUUCAUGGAACGCGGAAUACGCGGAGGCCUCAGUCAAUGUUCACUCAGGUACGCGCGAGCCAACAACAGGCACGUACCGACGCACGACUCGUCCCAGCCUACUACGUAUCUCAUGUAUUACGGCGUGAACAAUCUGUACGGCUGGGCUAUGACCGAAUUGUUGCCUUACGCGAAUUUCCAGUGGCUCGACGACCCUGAGAAUUUCGACGCGACGACCGUGCCGGCGGACAGCGACGUCGGUUACAUUUUGGAGGUAGAUCUCGAGUACCCGCGGGACCUGCACAACCCCACGCGGAUCUGCCGUUGUGCCCGACUCGCGACAAACCGCCCGCAAUGUCUGCGACUAGGUAUGCGUCUGACGCGCGUUCGUCGCGUUCUGCGAUUCGCCCAGUCGCCGUGGCUUCGCGUCUACAUCGAGCUGAACACCACGCUUAGGACGCGCGCGAGCAAAAAGUUCGAACGGAAUUUGUACAAAUUGAUGAACAACGCCGUCUUCGGCAAAACGAUGGAGAACGUGCGCGAUCACGUGGACGUGCGUCUCGUGACGCAAUGGGACGGGAGAUGCAACGCGGAGGCGUUGAUCGCUAAGCCGAACUUUCACAGCAGGAGCGUCUUCUCGGAGAAUCUGGUGGCCAUCGAGCUGCGAAGGCUCGAGGUAAAAUUCAACAAGCCGGUCUACGUGGUUAUGUGCAUUCUCGAGAUAUCCAAGACGAGUCUCUACGAGUUUCACUACGACUACAUGGUGCCGCUCUAUCGCGACCGUUGUCGAAUUGCUUACACGGAUACGGACAGUCUGAUCUAUUCGCUGGAGUGCGAAGACGCGUAUGAGCGUAUGAAACGCGACAUACACAAGUUCGACACGAGCGAUUACGCGGAGAAUAACGCGCACGGUGUGCCGCGCGUCAACAAAAAGGUGCCCGGUUUGAUGAAGGACGAGAACAACGGCGCGAUCAUGACGGAGUUCGUGGGCCUCAGAGCGAAGAUGUACACUUACAAAGUACUCGGAUGCGACGACACCAAGAGAAUAAAGGGCGUUAAGAGAAACGUAGUCGCGAAGAAGAUCAUGUUCGAGGAUUACGUAGCGUGCCUGCGGAACGCGCGCGAGCUGAAGACGCGCCAGUCGUGCAUACGCUCGACGCUGCACGAGGUUAACACCGUGUCGGAGCAAAAACUAGCCCUCAGUCCGCACGACGACAAGCGAUACGUGACGUCGAACGGCGAGGAGACGCUUCCGUGGGGACAUUACGGAAUACCGUUGUAA